AUGCCGUUGAAGCUUGGAUCCAGGCCGUCUGUGACGCCCGCCCGGCUGACCUCGAACCCUUCUUGCCAGCUUCCAUGUCCUCGCAAGCGUCAACCGCGUACGUCGGCUAGCCCCGCCCUCCCUCCCACUACUGCUACUGCUGCCGAGACCGCCCCUGUUGCCGCCGCUAACCCCGAUCCCGGCGUCUUCGGCGCUGCACCCACCGGUGGUGUCCAUCUAUCCACCUUUACCGGGGCACAUGGCUUCGGAGGCAUCGGCGGUCUCUCCGGACCGCGGAAGCAAGCCGCCCAAGCUAGCCAGAGAGCCCAGAGGUCACAGAGUGCACUGCUGGCGGCCUCAGGCAGCCCUCAGACCUCCUCACCCUUGUCGCGAUCGUCUCCUCCAGCGAACCAGCCCGCAAGUAAUACCUCUUCUGCACGGCCAGAGCCCGUCGUGAAGCGCAACAAAGCGGACUUGCUGACUCUAAAGAAUACAUUUGUGAGUCAACAGUGCUGGCACACCGCUCACAGCGCACAGGUCGCUGUCCUGCCUUCGAAGUUCUGGAUUGCGCCUAUCAGUCGCUACCUUGGCAGCCACACUCGCGUCGAUCUCUUACAUCAGGCGUGCGAUGAGGCCGGGCUCACUGUAGUCCCAUCCAUCUACAGCUCCUUCACUCCGCAGGAGGUCUUUGACCACCUGUCACCCGGGGCCCGCCGCGUUAUCGACCAGGCCGUGAUUGACGGGACGCAUGGGUCAUGCUGCCAGUAUGGCUUCAGUUGGUAUUGCAACACCCUUGAUUUCUCGACCGUCAACUGGCGUAGUGGCUUGGAGGAAGCGUCUGGCGCUGCCGUCUGCAUGAUCAACGUCCGCGGCAUUCCCUUCCUUGUCGCCGAGCAUGAGACCGGCUGCUCACGGUAUUUUCCGGCAGCACUUUUGCAAAGGUUCCUCGAGAAGGUGUACAGCAACGGAUAUCGCGACGAGUCUUUGCGGGAAGCUCACGACCACAGAGUAGGUGACGCCGGUGACAGUGACGACGGAGUAGAGGACGGGCAGCCUCGUUCUCAAUUCAUCUCCACGGAUGCAGGCUUCCCUCUUGGAUACGCGUGGUCUGAUGAAUGCCUUGGAACGCUCCGUCGACUGGAGUCAAUCAUAGCAGCUCCCUACUUCAAGGAUGACGCCGUUCAGCGCGAGAGGCGAAAGAAGGAGGAAGAAGAGAGACAGGCUCGACUGAAGGCAGCGGAGGAGGAGAGGGAGGCCAGGCGGCUGGCAGCUGAAGAAGCGAGAAGGGCCAGAGCCCCCAAGAAGGACGGCAGAGGACGCAAGAAGGGCCGUCGAUCGUCCCCGAUCGUUGUGGACAUUGCGGCAGACGAGGACAUCACUGGGGACGGUGUGGCAGAGCACCGAGCGUCCUCCAGGAGGAAGACUCGGCCCUCCGUGCAGCGAGUUGCCUCUGUUUCUCCUCCGAGGCGGCGAUCCGGUGGUCCCCGCAGCACUCGCAACUCUCUCCGGGCGGGAGUGCAGCAAACAGACGACCCUGACCGCAUUGGUCCGGUGCCGAGAACCCUGGUCGUCGGUAGAGACUGGAUCGCGCUCUCUGAGGCACCUGCAGAGCAGCCUCAUGGCCCCUCGUCUGUAGACACCGCAGAGCCGCCAGCCUCCCCAGAGGCCGCACUCAGCUCGGUAGAGUCCGAGGAAGGUGCGGGUACCCCUGCUGCCUCGCAGCCUGCUGAAGACAGCCCUUCUGCAGUGAUUACUGUCGAGGAUACCUGUCUCGCCGGCGCCAUGUCGCCUAAACUCUUCCCCGUAGCUUCUUAA
Molecule: messenger RNA, 1794 nt
Organism: Trichosporon asahii var. asahii CBS 2479
Lineage: Eukaryota; Fungi; Basidiomycota; Tremellomycetes; Trichosporonales; Trichosporonaceae
Exons: 3
Coding region: 1-1794 (597 amino acids)
Source: RefSeq, a predicted model, not a curated record